AUGGACCAAGAACAGCUAUUCACAGAAGAAUAUGCGAGAACACAAGACGAGCAGGAUCCUCUCAAAGACUUCCGCGACCAUUUUGCGAUUCCUACGAAAGCAGAUUUGAUCAGACCGAAUAUCGGCGGCAAGAAAGAUGAAACCAACAAGGAGCUCUCAACAUACUUGUGUGGCAACUCGCUGGGAGUACAGCCAACGUUGACCAGAAAAUACUUCGAAGAAUACCUAUCCACCUGGGCGCAAAAGGGCGUCUUCGCCCACUUCAAAGAGCUGUCCGACACGCGCCUCUCGCCUUACAUCGACGUCGACGAGGAUGUACGCGGAGACAUGGCCCAGAUCGUUGGGGCAAAGAAAGAAGAAGUCGCCGUGAUGAACACCUUGACAGUCAACCUCCACUUUCUCAUGUGCAGCUUCUACAAGCCCACCAAAGACCGCCACAAAAUUCUGAUAGAAGGACGAGCCUUCCCGAGUGACCACUUCGCCGUCGAAUCUCAGAUCCGCUUCCACGGUUUCGACCCAAACGACUCGAUGGUCUUCCUCGAACCGCCAUCAGACGCCGACUCGAUGCUUUCGACAGAGUACAUCCUCUCCGUCAUCGAUCAACACGCUUCAGAACUCGCGCUUGUCCUUCUCCCAGGAAUCCAAUACUACACGGGCCAAUUCUUCGACAUGGCCGCCAUCACCGCACAUACACGCAGCCAAGGCAUCAUCUCCGGCUGGGACCUCGCCCACGCCGCCGGAAACGUCCCCCUCCACCUCCACGACUGGAACGUCGACUUCGCCGCCUGGUGCACGUACAAAUACCUCAACAGCGGUCCAGGAAGCAUAGGCGGGUCCUUCGUCCACGAACGCCACGGCCAAGUCAAAAAUGUCGGGACCGAAGACGACCCAGCAUUCGAAUACCGCCCCCGAUUGCAAGGAUGGUGGGGUUCCCAAAAGUCCAGCCGCUUCGCCAUGUCAAACAACUUCGAGCCCAUCCCCGGCGCAGCAGGCUUCCAAGUCUCCAACAUCUCCGUCGCGGACACGACGGCCGUGCGCGCCAGCCUCGACGUCUUCAACCAAACCUCCAUGUCCGCCAUCCGCGCCAAAAGCCUCAAAAUCACCGCCUACCUCGAACAGCUCCUCGACCUCCUCCUCAAAGAACAAGAAGCGAAAUUCGGCAUUAAACUCUUCCACAUCAUCACGCCCCGGAACCCCGACGAGCGAGGCGCGCAAUUAUCUGUGAAGCUCGAACGGGGGUUACUAGACCUCAUCAUGGAGAUUCUAGAGCAUAACAGCAUCGUCGUGGAUGAGCGAAGACCAGACGUCGUGCGAGUCGCCCCCGCGCCGCUGUACAACUCCUAUCAGGACGUUCGACAUUUCGUGAAGGUGUUCCGGGAGGCGUGUGAGGAGGUGUAUAGCAAAGAUCAGGAUUUGCGGGUUAAAGGAAGAUGA
Molecule: messenger RNA, 1434 nt
Organism: Zasmidium cellare ATCC 36951
Lineage: Eukaryota; Fungi; Ascomycota; Dothideomycetes; Mycosphaerellales; Mycosphaerellaceae
Exons: 1
Coding region: 1-1434 (477 amino acids)
Biological process (GO): NAD+ biosynthetic process
Cellular component (GO): cytoplasm
Molecular function (GO): kynureninase activity; pyridoxal phosphate binding
Source: RefSeq, a predicted model, not a curated record